UGUAAUAGUCAUCUGUGUCUAUUUCACCAUGGAAAGAAAACAACUACUAACACACAACUAUAACUUGACUAAAGAAAAUGAGAGAUUACUUUCAAAUCUGACUGAAGAAAGAGAGAAAUUCAGAAAAAAGAGUGAUGAACUUCAAGCGGUCAGACAAGUGGAACUGAAGGUUGGAUUCAUGGGUUGGAUUAAACUGUCAUCAGUGAGGCGACCAAUCACGAAGAGCUGUGUCGUCAUCAGAACUCUGUGCAGCCGCUCUGGAGAGGCUGCACCGGCUGAGUUAGCCGGCUACUCUCAAAACGCUCUUGCGAUCUGGAGUGACAGCAGACGAGACUGUGAAGAGAGAGGAGCAAAUCUGCUGAUUAUAAACAACAAAGAGGAACAAGAGUUUGUGCUGAAGGCUACAGCUGGUUAUAAUUAUUGGAUUGGUCUGAGUAAAGAGGGAGGGGAGUGGAAAUGGGUUGAUGGCACCACAUUGACAUUAAGUUUCUGGGUGAAUGGAUCAUCUUACAAUCAUAAUUGUGCUGCAGCAGAUGCAUCAGGAUGGACUGAUUAUCAGUGUAAUUCAAUAUACAGAUGGAUCUGUGAGAAGAGAAUCUUUGAACACCAGAACAAAAAUCUGUUUAGUAAUUUUGUUACACAAUGAAAAACACAAAUUUAUUAAAGAGAUUAAAUUUUUGUUUUGU
This is a messenger RNA of Paramisgurnus dabryanus, 686 nucleotides long. RefSeq names its product C-type lectin domain family 4 member M-like. Lineage: Eukaryota; Metazoa; Chordata; Actinopteri; Cypriniformes; Cobitidae. The record is from RefSeq and is a predicted model, not a curated record.